Messenger RNA from Trypanosoma conorhini, 3315 nucleotides. RefSeq lists its product as uncharacterized. The transcript has a single exon. Bases 1 to 3315 code for a protein of 1104 amino acids. Lineage: Eukaryota; Euglenozoa; Kinetoplastea; Trypanosomatida; Trypanosomatidae. The record is from RefSeq and is a predicted model, not a curated record.
AUGGAAACCCCCGACGUGGACAUGGCGUCUGAGACGGCGGAUCUGCGGCAGGUGCUACUGGAGCUGGAGGACCGGGUGAAGCAAACCGCCGGUGUGAUGCGGCGACUGGGCGCCCUCCUUCCAGAGGAAGACCUCAGCAACAGCGGCGGUGCUGGCAACGGCGGCGGCAACGUGAAACCCGAUCCCACCGCCUCCAUCGCGGAGGCCGUUGUAACGCCGCUGGCGGAGCUGCAAAAGUACGUGGAUGCCUGCGACACACUCAUCCACGACCGCCUGGCGCAGUUGCGUCGCCGCGUGGACCUCGCCGUGGACGUGUCCAAAUUGUAUCAAAAGAUGUUUCCCGAGCACCACGAGCGCGUCUGUGCGGCAGCAGCGGCGAAUGCUCCCGGGGGUCUCCCGACGGCGGAGAAUUCCACACCGGUUGGGGGCCACAUUUGCUACGAGGACGUGCGACAGUAUUUGUCACGAUUUGUCCGCUGGGACCCAAUGGAGCUCGAUCGUGUUGCCAACACGACGUCGGUGGUGUCAGGUGAGGCGCACUGUCGGGCCGCUUCCUCGAAGUGUGCGGGCUGCGACGGCGACGAGCGGUGGUCUUCGUUGUUUCCGAAUUCACAGUCGCCAUCCACACGCCCCGAUGGCGCCCCCUCGGCGGGGCCAAGCUACGCACACUUAACAUUGAAGCGAAGCCUGAAUGCGGUGGUGAAUGACCUGCUGCUUCGACAGCUGCAGUACGAUGGCGUCCCGCUGACUACCGCAAUGGAGAUGGAGCUAGGCUGUUACGAUCGAAUAACCGUCGGGGCGAAUGUAAACUCCUCCGCUGAAGUCACAUCGUCUGACGUGAUCAUUCCGCAAGAGCUUCGUCGUGGCCUUUUGCAUCCCCCUGCUGAGGCUGAUGAUACGGGGGAUUUAUUUCAGCUUGUGCAAAACACAUACCCGCAAACGGUGCAGUGGAUUUUACGAGUCGCGAGCCUUUGCAGUAACUGUGCCUCGAAUCACCUUUGGACGUUGGGGGUUGGUGAGCCGGUGACAAGGACCUCGCCAAGGGCUGACGCCGCGACCUCACUGCGGCGCCCAGGCGACGAGAGAGGGAGGAGUGAGGGGUUUGCAGAGUUCUCGCUCUUUACGGAGCUGGGGUUAGUGGACAUUCCUCCCCGGGAACCAGAGGCGGAGGUGGCGAACGAGGAGGCGGAGGCGGAGUCGGCCGAGUACAGUCUUCAGCGUCCACACAGCGGGCGCGAAGGCCGGAUGGCGGCGCAGCUUCUGUCUAUGUUUGCGGGGACGUGGGAAGCCGUGCCGGCGGUCGAGGAGGAGUAUGGGGUGAGCAGGCUAUGGGCAGAGCAACUACUCGGGACCGGUCAAGGCGACGGAGCGGCGGAACGGCUGCGUGCGGCGUCCGGCUCCCCUCUGGAAGGGGUUAGAUGGGGCACGGAGGAUGAAGAGGAAGAGGAACACGAGCAGCAAACCGAGGAAGAGCGGGAAGAGGAAGAGGAGGAGGAGGAGGAAGAAGAAGAGGAGGAGGAAGAGGAAGGGGAGGAGGAGGAGGAGGAGGAAGAAGUUGAGGUGGGCGUGGUGAUGUACCCGGAGAGAUCCACCGCCGCACCUCGCCCCCUGCGGCAGCAGCAGCAGCAGCAGCAGAGAGGGGUGGAACUGCAAAAUGGUGGGGACGGUGCCGCGGCGAACCCUAGGGAGGCGGGAAACGUGCAACUUCUGGCUGCCGCAACACAGCAGGCCAAAAUACUUUUAUCUGACCUCGUCAUCAUUUGUGCACUGCAGCGCUUGUCUAAAAUGGUUACGGGCGGGGAGGAGGCAUCGAUCAGCGUGAAGCUGCAGCGCGCGGUUGAGUUUGUCCUCACCUUUCGAAGGCAUCCGCUUGUGGGGUGGCGCAUGGCGUUUGAGCAGGAGUUUCAACGGGCAAACGCCGACGAAAAAAAGAAGGGCACCAAAGCACAAAUGGACAAGAUGGAAUCCCCAUCACUUUUGCUCACGGUUCAUCACAUUUUUGCCGCGUUAGGUUAUAUGCCGCUUCUCUUGCACGAGUACGAACGACGGAGGCGGCAUCAGCAGCAGCUCCGCGGCAACGAUAAUGAGGAGGCGAAGGAUGACCUCCCGGCCCACGCACAGUCCGCCCAGGAGCACUUGCUCUCAUGUGUUGCACCGUUUCUGCACCUCUGGGGUGGGCGCCGGUGUCACGGUUUGGACGCCUUUGUGUCUUCUGGCCUCCCCUACGACGCGGGGGACGAGGAAGGUACUCCGCAGCGCUCGCCAGUGCUACCCAUAUGCACGACGCCGUAUGUCUGGCAAGAAUGUGUGCUUACUGACCUGCUAGACCAGGUCUACAAGCUGCGUCAGCUCGAGAUGUUGAUGGCACCAACUACAGCGACGCCCGCCGUCCCUGCUGCUGCUGCUGCUGCGGCUGCUUCUGAGGCCAAUACGCCACACCCAGAAAAUCUAUUGUAUCGUCUCGUCUAUCCCUUGAGCACGCUUAUGCUAAGCCGUCUCGACGACUACUGCGAAAAGGGCCUUGUCGGCGGCUUUGAAGAGGAGCCGCCGCCGCAACAACAGCAACAGCAACAGCUGCCAAUGACUUCGCCGCCGCUGCCCCCGUUUCAACCAGCGCCACAGCAGCAGCAGCCUCGUAGCGCCCCCGCGGAGAGUGCGCGCGCGCAUACUGUGAAUGCACUUCGGGUUCUCUUCCCCGGUUUUGUUAGCUCCAGGGGUCGGAGUCGUCCUGCGGCCGACGAGUCCUCCGGUGGCGGCAACAGCAGUGGCGUUGAUGGUGGUGGCGGUAGUAGUAGCAGCAAUAACGUCUCCUCCACACAGCGGCAAUCGGUGCCGCGCCCGCAAGGUCGGCGUCAGCACGCAAUCACACUGGAGCUUCCCCACGCCACCACAGUUUUGCUACACCAGGAUGAAUUGCGGCGUCGCGCGACGCCCUCGCUGCUCUCGCCGCAGAAACCCAUCUGCCUUCACUCGGCGAACCCCACGCUAUUUAUGGAAUCUUUUCUCCGCUGGCAGCCGUUAUUCCAAAAGAGCAUGUGCUACUGCCCAGUAACGCGCCGUCGCUGCCUCGACACACUUCUCUUUGACGUCAACCCGGAGAGACCUCAAGACGUGCUGUCGGCGUCGAGCAAUCGUCCGGCCCUCAAUGUUGCGCUGUUGCUCAAUUGCGGGCAUGUCAUUUCUAACCGGGCCAUAAUGUCUUUGCUGGAGCGGCCACAGCGCCACUCACGGACCCAAGCGACGAGCGCACGCUGCCCCUACUGCACCGCUGACACCCCAUUGGAUCAGCUGAUGAUAUUGCGCUGCAUGUACUGA